GUUUCUGAGUCAUCGCCCCUCAGACAGUCCGCGUGGUUGGAGGAAUUUCUCAACGACUGUUCAGUUGCUGCGGAUAUAUUUUGGAACCACGACUUUCUCUCUUAUUGUCUGACCAGAUUGAAAUGUUACAUUUUAGGUGUGCGACAGUGCUGAAGGAGUUGUUUGAAGUCACCCUCAAGCGUCCCUUGUCCGGCUCUAGACAGAAGACCUGGUUACCGACACGGCGCCGCUGCUUCGGCACCGCCUCCCUUGAUGCCAGAGGUGUCUCUGCUCAUCUGAAGGUCCUCCAUGCCGCUCCGCUCCGCGCCGCGCCCUGUGCCGCCCCGUUCCGCUCGUAUUGCACGAAGACGGAGGGUGCCGUGGAGCCGGACGAACAGCUGAAGAAGGAUGGUGACAGCAGUGAAGCAGCCAUUGACAAGAGAAGAAAUGCAGGUAUUCUCCCCAGUUUGGAGGACUUGCUCUUCUACACAGUUGCAGAAGGUCAAGAGACGAUUCCUGCCCAUAAAUUUCUCACAGCACUUAAAGCCACUGGGCUUCGAUCUGGAGAUCCCAGACUGAAGGAAUGCAUGGACACCCUCAAAGAAACUCUAAGGAACUCAUCAGAUGGCGUAACGCUGGACAGGCACCUUUUCAAGAAGUGUGUCCAGAGCAACAUUGUCCUGCUCACUCAGGCCUUCCGCAAGAAGUUCGUCAUCCCAGACUUCCAGUCCUUCACCUCCCAUAUUGAUGAGCUGUAUGAGAGUGCCAAAGGUCUCUCUGGAGGACAGGUUGCAGACUACAUUCCUCAGCUUGCCAAAUUCAGCCCUGACCUGUGGGCUGUCUCCCUGUGCACAGUUGACGGACAGAGACACACCGUAGGAGACACCAAGGUCCCCUUCUGUCUGCAGUCCUGUGUCAAGCCUCUAAAGUACGCCGUCGCUGUUCACGACCACAGCACGGAGUAUGUGCACAGUUUCAUUGGGAAGGAGCCCAGUGGCCUGCGCUUUAAUAAACUCUUCCUUAAUGACGAUGAUAAGCCCCACAACCCCAUGGUGAAUGCUGGCGCUAUUGUUUGUACUUCACUGAUAAAGCAAGGUGUAAGCAAUGCAGAAAGAUUUGAUUAUGUCAUGAACUUUCUGAAAGAUAUGGCGGGAAACGAGUAUGUGGGUUUCAGCAAUGCCACAUUCCAGUCGGAGCGUGAGUCAGGAGACAGGAACUUUGCCAUCGGCUACUACCUGAAAGAGAAAAAGUGUUUCCCAGAGGGGACAGACAUGACAUCUGUCCUGGACUUCUACUUUCAACUGUGUUCCAUUGAGGUGACUUGUGAGAGCGCCAGUGUCAUGGCAGCCACCCUGGCUAACGGCGGCAUCUGCCCAAUCACGGGUGAGCGUGUGUUGAGCCCCGAGGCGGUGAGGAACACCUUGAGUCUGAUGCACUCCUGCGGCAUGUACGACUUCUCAGGACAGUUUGCUUUCCAUGUUGGUCUGCCGGCCAAGUCUGGAGUAGCGGGGGGGAUCCUGCUGGUUGUACCCAACGUGAUGGGUAUUAUGUGCUGGUCACCUCCACUGGACAAGCUAGGCAACUCAGUCAGAGGAAUACAGUUCUGCACGGACCUUGUGGAGCUCUUUAACUUCCACAACUACGACAACCUGAAGCACUUUGCCAAGAAGCACGACCCUCGCAGAGAAGGAGGGGACCAGCGGUUCGUCUUUGGACCCAUGGAUUACGAGAGCCUCCAGCAGGAGCUCGCUCUGAAAGCCCCUCUCUGGAAAAAGGUGUCCCCCACUGAGUCGCACCAGGACAGCUCCACCACUGUAGUCUAUAGGAUGGACAAUGUGCCGAGUGAAAUAAAAAAAUAAAAAGGAGACCCGCCUGUCCCCACACCACCCCCCCCCCCCCCCCCCCCCACAUAGACGCUCUCCCACUCCUCACAACAAUACCUCCACCUUUCUUCACCCUCGAAUAUUUAUACAUAAAUGAUGUAGAGGAUUAUUUAUUACUACUUAUGGUUACUGUGUGGAAAGCUCCUUUAGUUUGUAUUUGUGACGAGUUACUCCGCCUGCGUGUUGCCUUAGUGUGUGUGAGUGUAAGAUCUGGUGUACAGUGUCCAGGUUGUGCUCAUAUCCCCCCCCUUUAUUGCCAUGUGUGUGUGUGUUUUUCACAGAAUCCUCUUCCAAAAUGUAGACUAAGGGUUGAUUUGAAAUUCAGGUUUUAUUUUAAACAACCAAGGUUUUGGGUCAAAGGAGAAUAUUGUUAACGUAAGUUAGCUGUGAAUACUUGGGCUGGAGUGCAGCAGUGUUAUAGCUAACAUGAUGUCUUUAUUUUAUUUUUUAAGUGAGCUGGGAAUUCUGAAGGGAUUUUAAUAAUGCAGGUAUUUUUGCUUUUCCAAUCUUAACAUGCUUAACGAGCAGCUGUACCAUCUUUCUGUAGGUGGUUAAGUUCUGAAAGACAUUAUACUUGACCACCGAUGUCUGAAGUAAAAUAAAUGCAGAUAUUUGUGAAAUGAGAUUAGUUGGAACCCCCCCAUUUGAGUCACUUUAUAUGCAAAAAGGGUGGCAGGAGAUAUUUACUGCGCAUUUGUAAUUACUUUUUAUAGUAAACAAUGACUUUGAAAUAUAGCAUCAUUUGUGCCUCCCUCAUACCAUUUAUUUAAAACAUUUUUUUUAAUACAAGCAGAGAAACUGCAGGGAAAAAGGACUUCAACUUGACUUUAGACUGUCAAUAUUUGUGCCUGGAAAACAGUUGGGGCUGUUAAUAAUGAGGGAAUGGAAAAGAGGUUUUGUGACAUGACUGAAACGACGAUCUGAUUUCCUCUCGGUGACUCGCUUAACUUGAUUAUCUUUGUUUACCUUACAGUGCUCGCUGGCUGCAUCAUUCUGAGCUGCUGUUGCUUUUAGAAGGUGUGUGUGUGUGUGUGUGUGGCUGGCUGCCAGUUUGUCAAAGUUCAUUAGUAUACUCGGUGUGACGUCGGCAGAGGGGUGGAGUGUGUUCAAUACUCUGACCUCCUGUGAGCAGGUGACCACACUGUGUGUUUCCACUGUUGAAACAAGAUGCGUCUAGAAAUUAGGCUGCUUUCUGCAGAAACAGAGCAUUGCAGAUUUAAAACAAAGCAAUGAUUGAUGAAUGGUUUGAAGCUAUAAGGUGAAAAGAGCAGCAGCAGCAGAGGAAGGUGAAUUUAGUCAUUCCCAUCUUCCUCAUUUUUGUACAAUACGCCUUCAGAGGGGUAAAAACUUGGAACUGCAAUAAUUUGAUGUUAUCAAAUUGAGUUUUUAUCCCUGUACUCUAAAAGUGUGUUUUCAGUGUUAGUAUGCAAACACACACACAGACACACAGACACACACAACUGAGUAUUGUUUUGUGAAGUUCUCAAACUCUACUAGUAAGCUUGUACAUUAUCUUCUCAAUGUACAUGGUGGAAAGUGUAUAUAGCUUUCUGGUGUGCAUCUGUACACCAGAGAUGAUCCUCAACAACAGACCAGAACGUGUGUUGAAAAUACACUUCAGACGUUCCGUAUUUAUAAUAUUGACUCCUCCAGGAAAUAGAGAUACGUGCACAUGAAUGUCACAUCAGCAGCUGCCUCAGAUGUCGCUCUUCUGUGACGAGUGGG
Molecule: messenger RNA, 3587 nt
Organism: Cottoperca gobio
Lineage: Eukaryota; Metazoa; Chordata; Actinopteri; Perciformes; Bovichtidae
Gene: glsb
Product: glutaminase b
Exons: 15
Coding region: 123-1838 (571 amino acids)
Biological process (GO): L-glutamine catabolic process
Molecular function (GO): glutaminase activity; protein binding
Source: RefSeq, a predicted model, not a curated record